Molecule: messenger RNA, 864 nt
Organism: Toxorhynchites rutilus septentrionalis
Lineage: Eukaryota; Metazoa; Arthropoda; Insecta; Diptera; Culicidae
Product: m7GpppN-mRNA hydrolase-like
Exons: 1
Coding region: 1-864 (287 amino acids)
Biological process (GO): deadenylation-dependent decapping of nuclear-transcribed mRNA
Cellular component (GO): P-body; cytoplasm
Molecular function (GO): hydrolase activity; manganese ion binding; RNA binding
Source: RefSeq, a predicted model, not a curated record
AUGUAUUCCUGGAAUCAUCCCAUUGAAAAACAGAUUUUGGAUACUCUCGCAGCUAGGUAUAUCCUACCUAUGAAGGAUCGUAAUGAUUUAAUUGGGAUUUGCUGCGCAAUACGAAAAGCCCAUUGGCAUUAUCUGGACGUUUCAUGUUCGGAUGAAUAUAAAAAAUGUGGAUAUAACAGAUUCGCAUACCAGAUCUUCAGACAUGUUCCAUUUCUGCAGAAGCACAUUCCGAAGAUCGAUGGAAUUAUGUCGGCAUACAUGCGAUACCUUAACACGAUCCCCACCAAUGGAGCCAUUUUAUUGUCAGAGGACAUGAAACAUGUUCUCUUGGUACAAUCUUACAAGGGUAAAUGGGGAUUCCCCCAAGGCAAAGCGGAAAAGGAAGGAAAAGAGGAUCCAUUCGAUUGUGCUGUGCGGGAAGUUCUCGAGGAGAUCGGAUACGACAUUCGGAAGAAAGCGUCCGGUAAAUUUUGGGAUGUAAUGUUUACACAUCCCUCGAGAUUAUACUUGGUUCCUGAUGUGCCAUAUUCGACGAAUUUCCGGCCUCAAACGAGGAACGAAAUACGGAGGAUAAAAUGGUUUCCGAUCGAGAGUCUACCGAACAGUAACGCUGAGGUAGAUGUUUCCAUGAAGGGCGGGUUGGAAUUCUUCAGGGUGCAUCAGUUUGUAGCGGAAAUUCAACGCACCAUACGUUUAUAUAACCGUGGUCAAAUGAUGGAGAGAUGCCGAAGAAACAGUUUCGGCUUUUCCAGUAACGAUGGCAAGUGGAGAAGGAAUUCUUCCGAUGGAUCAGGCGUUGUUGAAUAUCGUAGAAGAUAUACGAUAUCAAGUGGGAUACCUGCAUCGAACGAAUGGCGAAGUUAA